Molecule: messenger RNA, 3711 nt
Organism: Paramecium tetraurelia
Lineage: Eukaryota; Ciliophora; Oligohymenophorea; Peniculida; Parameciidae
Exons: 4
Biological process (GO): glycogen catabolic process
Molecular function (GO): 4-alpha-glucanotransferase activity; amylo-alpha-1,6-glucosidase activity
Source: RefSeq, a predicted model, not a curated record
AUGUUUAAUCUCAAAGAUUUGACCAUUUAGACAGUCUUACCAAAUUUAGUAAAGAGAUGGGAUUUGGAAGGGUUUUAAGCAUUUCAUUUGUGUCCCAUACAGGAAGUAUCUCAUAGCCUAUAUGCGAUUAAGGAUCAUUUGAGUAUAAAAUACUUUCGAGAUUUCGAGGAACUACAUAAUUUUAUCUAAUCGUCUAAAAAGAUCUUUUUCAUCGAUGUAGUGUUGAAUCACACUGCGAAGGAGAGUCAAUGGUUGGAUGAUGAAGAAUGCGUGUACAACGAAAGAACUGUUCCGCAACUAACAUCGGCUCUUGAAUUGGAUUUCGCUUUAGAAUAGGUAUAGAAAUAUGAGGAUAUCGAAAAAGUGAUAAAGGCAUUUAGAAUUGAGGAGUACUUCUAGAUUGAUUUGCGAAAGAUAGAUUGGAUGGAGUUUCAAGUGGAGAAUGAGAAUGCAAAUAGUGAUGAUGAUGAUGAUGAUGAUGAUAAUAUAUUCAUGGAAUCCAAUCAGGAGAAAAAUAUAAAGUUGAUCGAAAUGUAUUUGUCAAAUUUUGGAGUGUCCAGAUAUGGAGUAUCCUUUAAUUUCAGGAGGUUUUAGCAGGAAUUAGGAACUCAUCAAUUGACUGUCAGUCAAAUUCUGAAGGCUUUAAAAUGUAUUAAUGAAAAAUAAUUCAAAAGGGCCAAGUAAUAUGAAGCAGAAUCUAUAGCUAAUAAUUAAGCGCAUUAUUAAAAGUAUGGGUGUGUUUAGAAGUACUUCUACAAAUUGAAGAGUUGGUAUGCUGCCUAUAAUGGUUAUGUGGAUAACAUUGAUCCCGAAGAAGACUUCGUAACCAGCCAAAACUUCCAUUAUCUCAGACACACUGUCAACAAAUGGAAUGUAAUUAAACUACGCUAUGGCAACAAACGAGACACUCCACUAUUGCUGAAUCGAAUGAAACAGUACAUCUGUCAGAUGGCUCGUUAUUUUCAUGGCAUUCGAUUGGACAAUUGUCAUGGCACUCCUCUGACAGUUAGCUAAUACUUACUGAAACAUGCUAGAAUGGAGAAUCCUAAAUUAUUGGUGUUUGCUGAAUUGUUUGGUUGCUCAUACAAAUAGUAAAUUAAGUAUAUGAGUAAAUUAGGAUUGAAUGGAUAAGUGGACGAAUUAUUUUAUUGUAGGAACGCAUCCGCCAUAGUUCAUAAAUUAUAAACUUGUGCUUUCAUCCCUCAAAUCUCAGGACCCUACAGAUUAAUUUAUGAUUAAACUCACGACAAUUAACCACCAAUUGUUUCAUCUCAAGGACCAGGCUAUCUCAUGUCCUUAGUAUCAGCCUUAUCCUUCAGUAGCUAAUUCAAAGGAACUACCAAAUUAGUCGAUGAGUUCUAUGAUAAGCACAUUAGUUGUGUCUAUGAAAAUCGUUAUUACCCUCAAAUCAAUUAAUAACUAUACGAUAUAGAAAAACGACCUAUCACUUUCAUGUGGAAACACACUCCUCCAAUUUCAAGUAGUUCAAAUCAAGGAGCAGCACUUCCAAAAGUAGUUAAAUUAAAAGGUUCAUUUGAUAAUUGGUAAUAAGAAUAUUUCCUUUAAAAUGAUCAAGAAAACCCUAAAUAUUUUACUUGUCAGAUAGAAUUAUCACCAGGUGUUUAUGAAUAUAAAUACAUUAUCGAUGAUGUAUGGACAGUAGAUGAAAAUCAAUAAACGAAUCAUAUGAAUAAUAUAAUUGAAAUUAAACCCAUCAAAGCUUACUCAUCAUUGACUUUCAUUCGGUAACUUACCUAAAAUUAAAUAUCACACACCUAUAUGGAGUCUAUUCAUGAGUAAGUCAUGAUUAUCACCAGAUGUCAAGAGGAUCAUUUAUAGAAUGAAACAAUUGUUAUUUGUUUGAGACCCAUCAUUCGUAAAAUUAAACUGUAUUCCAAGAUAUCAAGUAUAUUGUAUCAAUACUCAUUCCAAUACAGCGGAAAAGAAACUCAGAAUCUCGAUGACGAGAUCAAAGUCAAAGAGCAUUACAUAGAUGUCACCACUUCCUAUGCUAAAAUCAACGAUGAUAUUUUAUCCAUCAAUGCUCCCACCUCUUGUGUUAUCAUUUUGUAAUGUGAACCUAUUUUAGAAAUACAAAAACUAAACGAGUUCCUGUUGACUCCCUUUAAUUGUGAUGACGAUAUGAAUCUUCUAUAUCAACCUUUGAUAAAUCAUUAUGAAGUACCAGGAUGUGGUGUACUCUGCUAUUCAGGAUUGUAUGGAGUAUUGAGGUUUAUCAAUAAGAUUGAAACUCUCAAAGACCCAUUCAUACAACACAUUCGAGAAGGUGAUUGGCUUAUCGAUUAUUUAUGCGAUAAUCAUUCUUGUUUGGUACCAAUUCUAACAAUAAUCAAAUAACUGCCUUCAGUCUUUAAACCCCAUUACUUCAUUAAAUGCAUAAAGCAUAUUGUGCAGAGCAUUGAAGACAAAUAUACUCAACACAGAGAGAUUUUCUUUAAAUAAAUUGAUAUCUUAUCCUCUUAUUUUACCAACUACGAUUUCAUUAAAGGCAGAGAAACCUUUAUGAGUUUCAAGGGUAUUUUGAUUUUGACAAAUAAGGUUGUCGAAGCCAAAGCCUUGAUUUUUAAGUAUGGUAACCUAAUGCAACAUGGCCUCAUUCCUAAUUCAUUAAAACCACUCAGAUAUAACACCAGGGACACAUGCUUUUGGUGGAUCAAGGCCAUCCGUGAUUAUGUAACGUAUACUGAUGAUUUCUCGAUCAUUAGUUUAUUGCAAGAAUAAAUUCAAUGCAUUUUCCAAUCUCAUGCAACAGGCAUCAAAUUUAAGGAGAUAUAUGUAAAUGAUGACACUGACAAAGAAGGUCUGGUUGUGGAGCUUAAACUGGAUUCAGAAACUGGUUUCAUUAUGGGAGGCAACUACAAGAAUUGUUUGACUUGGAUGGACAAAAUGGGAUCAGGCACACUAAAUAAAGGAUAUCCUGCUGCAUCCAGAGAUGGUGCCCCUAUUGAGUGUACUGCAUUGUUAAAAGCAUGUCUCGAUUUCAUUGGGAAGAUGCAUCAAUAGAACAAAUUUACUUAUCCAGGAAUUAAAUUAAUGAAUAGGACGGUCACUUGGAGAGCAUGGUCGGAUUUUAUUUGCCAGCAUUUUGAAAAGAGCUAUUACAUUCCUGUUGAUCCCUCCUAUUACAGUGAAUAUUAGGUGAUUGAGAAACAUGUAAGGAGGAAAGGAAUCUAUAGAGACAUCUUUAGAUGUUCAAAACCUAGAUCUGAAUAUCAAUUAAGACCCAAUUCUUGUAUUGCUAUUGCUUUGGCUCCAGAAUUGUUUUAAAAAAAUCAUGUCAUACACCAUUUAGCAUUGAUUGAAUCCAAUUUGAUGAGUCUAAACUCACUUGGCUUAAGCACUCUGGAUCCUAUUGCAAGUGAAUACAGUGGAAAAUAUAUUCAAUUGACUGAUCGGUUCAAUGCCUAAGAUGGAUUCUCCAUUCACAAUGGAUCUGAAUUUGUAUUCUUGCUUGGAUAUUAUCUGAAGGCAUUGCUCAAAAUUCAUAAACAGGAUAUCAAGAAAGAAAUAUUUUAUGCCUAUCUUGCUCCCAUCAAACAACAUCUAAAGGAAUAUUAUUCUUUACCAGAUUUCACUGAUUAUAAUGGACAAUUAAGUGAGUUUGCUCAAAAAUCCUCUAUAUUAAGCAUUGCACUUUUAAAAGAGGCCAUUUUCGAUUUAGAGGAAUUUAGUUAAAAACUAUAAAAAUGA